GGACGGCAUCCUUGUGUGCCAAGCUUUGGGCCACGGCGACGCAAAUAAACGUCGAUUGAUAAAUCGUACGCUUCGUCGGGCAGCCUCCAUUUGCGCCGCAGCGUCACAACAGCAGCCCUCUGCAUCCUGACGCGCGACCGCCGCAAAGCAGCAAUUGUUGUCCCACUGCCAAAAGACAACUAGGCUUCAGCCAUGGGGUUGUUCUCGUCGACCAAGGGCCAGAAGAAGAAGCAUCAUAAGUACAGCCACGGCGAGAGCAUGAAGGCCAUGCUCCGGGACGAGCUCCGCGAGGACGCCGCCCGCGCGGGCGCGGUGACGCCCCACACCGCGGUCGAUCGCCACGCCGAGGAGGCCCAGUGCAAGGCCGAGCGCGAGAAGAUCCACAAGAAGAAGAACUGGAUCACGCGCUCGAAGACCUUCCAGAAGAUCGUGGAAGGCGCCUACAAUGCUGUGGACCUCGACAGCAACGGGCGGCUGUCCGCGAUCGAGAUUUAUGCGGCGGUCCUUUUGGUAUACGUGAAGCUCGCGUCGCAGAUCAAGGGCCUGAAGCCGCCGAAGAUGUCCUCGAUCCGACUCCACGUCCGCCAGGUCUCCGGCUCGAACCUCGUGGACCGCGAGGCCUUUGGGGCCAUCAUGGCGCUGUUGUUGCAGGACAUCGCCGCGCGCGUCGCCGCCCACGUGCUCAUGGUCUUGGUCAUCGUGCCCCUGCUCGCGGCGCGCGCCACCAAAUACAUCUGGGAGACGUACGACCUCCACGACAUGAAGUACAUGUCGCCGGCCAUCUGCACGCAGGUCUUCUCGCUGGUCGGCAUCAGCGUGGCGCUGCCGCAGAUGUACGCCUUCAUCGAGCACAACAUCGGCAAGCUGCCCUGGAUGAAGCGCAAGGAGCGCACGGACUAGUUAGGGGUUCGCGCCGCGCUCCUCUGUUGGGGGGGGGCGCCUAAAUUACUACGACGGAAGUCGGUACGGGGAGGUGACGGGUUUUCCAGGCUGACCAUCAUGCAAUCAAAUCCGGCGUAGGCAGGC
Pelagomonas calceolata is the source of this 1026-nucleotide messenger RNA. The record is from the annotation of a GenBank genome assembly. Lineage: Eukaryota; Pelagophyceae; Pelagomonadales; Pelagomonadaceae.